AUGGCGGCGCUGAAGGAGGCUCGGAGCUACGGACUGUCGUGCGGGCGGCUGGGAGACGGCAACCGGGUGUCCGUGUUCCACGUGAAGCUCACCGACAGCGCCCUGAGGGCCUUCGACUUUUACAGACUCAGGUGUGACUCUGUCUCACUGAGACCGUCGAUCCGCUUCCAGGGCAGCCAAGGGCACAUCUGUGUCCCUCAGCCUGACUGCCCCUCUGAGGCCCGAACCUUCUCCUUUUACCUCUCUAACAUUGGCCGUGACAGCCCACAGGGCAGCUUCGACUGUGUGCAGCAGUACCUGUCCAGCCAUGGGGAUGUCCACCUGGACUGCCUGGGCAGCAUCCAGGACAAGAUCACAGUGUGCGCCACUGACGACUCCUACCAGAAGGCGCGACAGAGCCUGGCGCAGGCUGAGGAGGAGACGCGGAGCCGCAGUGCCAUCGUCAUCAAGCCUGGUGGCCGAUACCUGGGCAAAAAGGUUCAUUUCCGGAAGCCAGCCCCGGGGCCAACGGAUGCCGUGCCCUCCCGGAAGCGGGCCACCCCCAUCAACCCAGCCAGUGCUCUCAAGAAGGGCAGUGGUGGGGGCAGCAGUGGAGGGGUCUCCCAGCGGCCCUUCCGUGACCGGGUGCUACACCUCCUGGCGCUGAGACCCUAUAGAAAGGCCGAGUUGCUGCUGCGGUUGCAGAGGGAUGGGCUGACACAGCCAGACAAGGACUCACUAGACGGCCUCCUCCAGCAGGUGGCCAAUGUGAGCACCAAGGAUGGCACGUGCACGCUCAAGGACAGCAUGUACAAGGAUGUACAGCGGGACUGGCCUGGCUACUCAGAGGGCGACCGACAGCUGCUCCAGCGCCUUCUCGUCAGGAAGCUGUGCCAGCCACAGGGUGCCGGUGCCCUUCCUGGGGACCCUGCUGCCAGCCCUCCAGGAGAGCACGGGAAUGCCUCCUUGCAGCCACAGAAGCGACCGCAGCCCCCUGAAUUCAUUGACCCGCUCUCCAGCAAAAAGCCCCGGAUUUCACACUUUGCCCAGCGCACCCAGCCUGCUGUCAAUGGGAAACUGAGUGCACCCCAUGGCCGUGCCACCCCCCUUCCUCCAUUACCCGAGCCCCCACGGCCCCACGACCCUCUGGCCGAUGUCAGCAAUGACUUGAGCCACAGUGGCCGGGACACUGAGCCCUCUGACAUGGGUGGCUCAGGCCCCACCGAGCGCCUGUGCCCGCCCCCAUCCCCAGACUGCACACGGCCCAGCCGGCCCCACAGCAAGGCCAAGAAAAAGUCCAAGAAGCACCGCGACAAGGAGCGGCUGCCCAGGGACCGGCAUCGAAGUUCACAGCCCAACCAGGAGCCUGUGGAGAGCUCAGGCAGCAGUCUUGGAGCCCUGCCAGAAGCCUCUGGGUUGAAUGGCUCCUGUCCCAGUGCCAGCAUCCCCACCUCAACCUCAGACACACCCGACUACUUACUGAAGUAUGCAGCCAUCUCCUCCUCAGAGCAGCGGCAGAGCUAUAAGAACGAUUUUAAUGCCGAGUACAGCGAGUACCGUGACCUGCACGCCCGCAUUGAGCGUAUCACUCGGCGCUUCACGCAGCUCGACUCCCAGCUCAGGCAGCUCUCCCAGGGCUCCGCAGAGUAUGAGACUACACGUGGGCAGAUCUUGCAGGAGUACAGAAAAAUCAAAAAGACCAACACCAACUACAGCCAGGAGAAGCAGCGCUGCGAGUACCUGCACAGCAAGCUGGCCCACAUCAAGCGGCUUAUUGCCGAGUACGACCAGCGGCAGCUACCUGCCUGGCACUAG
Molecule: messenger RNA, 1794 nt
Organism: Orycteropus afer afer
Lineage: Eukaryota; Metazoa; Chordata; Mammalia; Tubulidentata; Orycteropodidae
Source: RefSeq, a predicted model, not a curated record